Messenger RNA from Drosophila innubila, 6545 nucleotides. It is a transcript of the gene fra, whose product is annotated as neogenin. Gene Ontology annotation, biological process: cell-cell adhesion. Gene Ontology annotation, molecular function: protein binding. NCBI's taxonomy places the organism in Eukaryota, Metazoa, Arthropoda, Insecta, Diptera, Drosophilidae. The coding region runs from base 811 to 5400 and encodes 1529 amino acids. The record is from RefSeq and is a predicted model, not a curated record. The transcript has 10 exons. Gene Ontology annotation, cellular component: membrane.
UUGUGGUCGCGUGAGGUUGGCUGCGCGUGUGUUGCUGGUCGUAUUGAAAACCAAAAACCGCAUUUUAAUAAAAGAAAAUUUAAACUAAAUACAACUAUCUGAAAUAAAAGUGCGAUUAUUUACUUGGUUUGACCAAGUUCAUUUAUUCUUAUACACAAAUUAAGUGGAAAACAUGCAUUAAGAAAAAUACAAUUCGCGACGCUUGCCUGUGGCCAAGGACUGAAACGUUAGUUAGAGCGAGAUAACGCUACUGUGUACGCAAUUUGUUGAUGUCGUUUUUGUUGUUGGUAGUGCCUGGCGCUUAUGCUCAUAGUAAUUGUUGUUGGAUGCGCCGUGGUAAAAGUGUUUUGUUUGUAAAAGAACAACAAAUGCGCCCAAAAUUGUUCUAAUUUCUUCCUGCUGUCUCUGCUGUUACUAUUGUUAUUGUUUUUGCAGCCGGCAAAUCAAACCAACAACUCGAGUUCAAUGAAUAUAUUCCUCAAGUAGCGGCAAGUUUCCAGCGAAAAACAGCGAUACGCCAAAAUUCGGCGAAUACACAACAAAAGUGGAGUGAGCGAAUAUAAGAAAAAGAAGAAAUAUAAAAUGUGGAGAAUGUGUAGAAUGUGUGUGCAAAAAUAAUAACAAACAAGUGACAGGAAAUCGAAACCGAAAACGAAACCAAAGCAAAAUCAGAGGCCUUCAAAAUGCAGUGCACUGAAAACAAUAACAAAGACGCAAAUAUUGCUUAAGUUGAGCAAUAUCGUAACUAUUCAAAUAACCGUAGACAGCGUAAACAUCGGACGGUUUCGCAAUACAACGCUGAAAUUCACAAUGGCAGAAAACAACGGAAAGAUCAGGACUUGCAAAUGGAUGUGGAUGUGGAUUUUUAUCUCGAUUGAAUUAUUACAACUGGUGACAGUUUCGCAUGGGAGUCAAGCACUCACGUUCACACUGGAGCCACAGGACUCUGUUGUGCCCGAGGGCCAUUCCGUGUUGUUGCAGUGCGCGGGCAAAGCCGCUGGCAAGGGCAAGGCCACGCCCAUUGGGACAAGCAUACGCUGGCGUGGACCCGACGGUCAGGAUCUGGGCGUUGUCGGGGAUACAUUUCGGACACAGCUCAAGAAUGGUUCGCUCUACAUUAGUUCCGUGGAGGAGAAUCGUGGACUCACCGGCGCCUAUCAAUGUCUCCUAAGUGCCGAUGGCAUUGGGAGCGUGCUCAGUCGACCGGCGCUGGUGGCGAUUGCCCGUCAGCCGGAGCUCAAUCAGGACUUCAUCGAGACGUAUCUGCUGCCCGGACAAACGGCCUAUUUCCGUUGCAUGGUGGGGGAGCAUGUGUGGCAACCGGGACUGAAGCAUACGGUGCAGUGGUACAAGGAUGAUAUGCCGCUGCCACUGGACAAGCUGCGUAUGGUGGUGCUGCCCAAUGGCGCGCUGGAGAUCGAUGAGGUGGCACCCAGUGAUCGUGGUGCCUAUCAGUGCAACGUCACCUCGGGCAGCGUCUUUCGGCUGAGCAGCAAGACGAAUCUGAACAUCAAGAAGGCUACCGAGGCUAGCAUGGAUCAGGCGGUGGCACCCUCCUUCCUGGUGGGACCCUCCCCGAAGACGGUCAGCGAGGGCGACACCGUCACUCUGGACUGUGUGGCAAAUGGUGUGCCCAAGCCCCAGAUCAAAUGGUUGAGGAACGGCGAAGAGCUGGAUCUCAAUCACCUCGAUUCCCGUUUCUCCAUCACCGGCACCGGCUCCCUGCAGAUCUCCAGUGCCGAGGACAUUGACUCUGGUAACUAUCAGUGCCGGGCCAGCAACACCGUUGACUCCCUGGAUGCCCAGGCCACGGUGCAGGUUCAGGUACCGCCCAAGUUCAUUCAGUCACCUCGGGAUAAGACUGCAUCCGAGAAGGAAGUCCUCAAUCUGGAGUGCUCCAUCCAUGGGAAACCGAAACCAAGCAUACGCUGGCUAAAGAACGGCGAUGUCAUCACGCCCAAUGAGUACAUGCAGUUCGUCAAUGGCCACAAUCUGCGCAUCCAUGGACUCCUCUACUCCGACGCAGGCAUGUUCCAAUGCAUCGGCACCAAUCCCGCCGGCAGUGUUCAGGCCUCCGCCCGACUACGUGUCGUUGCGCCAGGAGCCAAAAUCAAACAACGUAAGGCACAAGGUCAGACCACAAAAUCCCUUCAGACCUCAGACAUGACCAUGAAACGACGACGACCCUUUAGUUCUGGUGAACUGCGCACCAAAUCCGGUGGCAGCAGAUUCCCGGAUGCGGACGAGGACGAGGACAAUUAUGCGAAUGACAAAUCCGCGGAGUUUCCCCAACGAAACUUGCGCAAAUUCCUGCGUCCUGCCGAGCAGCAGGCAGAUGAGGCGGGUGCACUGCGUCGACAGGGCCAAAAGGAAGCGGACGACGACGUAGACUUUCACGAUGACGAUAAUUACGAUGACUAUGACGAGGCCGAGUCUAAGCAGGAGAUGAACGGGAACAAAAUACUGGCCUCCUGGCAGAAUCAGAACAAGAAAUCCCAACAGCAACAACAACAACAACAAAUGCCCCCCACAUCCAAUUUUGCCUCAACAGAUUUGACAGCAGGCGUGGAUACUUCCGUUGAUCCCAAACCCAUGAGCAGUGGCCUCCUCGCCCGCCUUCCUAGUGCACCCCGCAGCCUCGUGGCACAGAUUGUGAAGCCACGCUUCGUCACACUGAGCUGGCAGGAACCCCAGCAGAACGCCAACGAGGUGGUCUCCUACACCGUCUUCUAUCGGGUGAACAACAGCGAGCGUGAGCAGAAGAUUGUGACGCAAUCGCACGAGGAUCAACAGGUUAGCAUACAGUCACUGUUGCCAGGUCGAACCUAUCAGUUCCGUGUGGUGGCCAACACCAACUUUGGCAUGGGUGAAUCCUCGCAAGCCUUGGAAGCCAGCACACAGCCGGAGGUGAACAUAGCGGGUCCGCCACGGAAUGUGGAUGCAUAUGCCCGCAAUCACAAGGAGAUCUAUGUGCACUGGAGUCCACCAACAGUGACCAAUGGCGAGAUACUCAAGUAUCGGGUCUACUAUUCGGAGAACGACAGCGGUGCGGAUUUGUAUAAUGACAGCAUGUCCUUGGAUCUGGUGCUGACUGACCUGCGUCCUUACACAGAUUAUGUGAUCAGCGUAGUCCCUUUCAACCACAACGGAAUGGGAGAUCCCUCCGGUGAGCUAAAGGUCAAGACCUACUCCUCAACACCAUCGGAACCACCGAAUAAUGUGACGCUGGAGGUGACCAGCUCAAGUACGAUUACAGUACAUUGGGAGCCGCCAGCUGAGGAGGAUCGCAAUGGACAGAUAACCGGCUAUAAGAUACGUUAUCGCAAGUUCAAGGAUGCACCACAGGUAAAGAGCACGCCGGCCAACAUUCGAUACUUCGAGCUGAACGGAUUGGAUCGCAAUGCGGAAUACCAGGUGAAGAUUUCGGCGAUGACUGUGAAUGGAUCUGGACCAUUCACCGAAUGGUAUCGCUCGAAUACCCUCGAAAAUGAUCUGGACGAGACCCAGGUGCCGGGUAAACCCAUCUGGAUCAACAUACAGCCGGGGGCCAACAACAUUGGACUCCACUGGGGUCCACCACAACAGCCGGAGAUCAAGAUUCGCAACUAUGUGCUGGGCUGGGGACGCGGCAUACCCGAUGAGAAUAUGCUCGAGCUGAAGGAGACGGAACGUUACCAUGUGCUCAAGGGACUCGAGUCGAACACGGAGUACGUGGUGUCCCUGCGGGCACGCAACGUUAAGGGAGAGGGUCAGCCGAUCUACGACAAUAUCAAGACACGUGAGGAGGAGCCAUUGGAUGUGCCAGUGCCACUGGAGGUGCCAGUGGGCUUGAGAGCCAUCACCAUGUCCAGCUCCUCGAUAGUCGUCUACUGGACAGACACGAUGCUGAACAAGAACCAGCACGUGACCGACAAUCGUCAGUACAUGGUCAGCUAUGGGAUCACGGGAUCGACUCGAUAUCGUUACCACAACACCACCAAUCUGAAUUGCAUGAUCAACGAACUGCGUCCAAACACACAAUACGAGUUUGCCGUGAAGGUAGUGAAGGGUCGAAGGGAAUCGGCCUGGUCAAUGUCCGUGCUGAACAGCACCUACCAGAAUGUGCCAGUGACGCCGCCAAGGGAACUGAACGUUCGCCUGGACGAGCUGAAUCCCCACAAUGUGAUCGUCAAGUGGCUGCCGCCAAAGCAUACUGUUGGCCAGAUAAUCGGCUAUAACGUCUACUAUACGACGGAUACCACGAAGCGGGAUCGGGACUGGAUGAUCGAGGCAUUCAAUGGCGAGGAGACGAUGCUGCUGCUGUCCACACUGAAGCCACAUACCACCUACUACUUCAAGGUGCAGGCUCGAACCAACAAGGGCAGCAGCAAUGCCCCCUUCUCCGCCCUGGUGGCAUUCACCACCAGCGCCGCAGUCAUCAUGCAGGAGGCGGACACCAUUGCCAAGGGGACUGACAAUCAGAAUCUAUUGUAUAUCAUCAUUGGAGGCACGGCGCUGGUGUUGUUCCUACUGCUCCUUGGCUUGCUGCUGCUCUGUCGCCGCAAGCCCCAAUCCUCGCCAGAGCACACUAAGAAGAGCUAUCAGAAGAACAAUGUGGGCGUGCCAAAGCCCCCGGAUCUCUGGAUACAUCAUGAUCAAAUGGAGCUCAAGAACAUUGACAAGGGUCUGCACACUGGCACGCCCGUUUGCAGUGACAACGCCUCCAGCAGUGGCGCCCUAACACUCCCACGUUCCGUCGUCCACAGCGAGUACGAGGUGGAGACACCAGUGCCGGCACACGUGACCAACUCCCUGGACAAGCGUUCCUAUGUCGCGGGCUACAUGACAGCCACCUCAAUGAACUCAACCAUGGAACGACCUCAAUAUCCACGUACUCAAUAUAACCACCAGAAUCGCUCGCACAUGACCAUGGAGACGGGUCUAUCCCAGCAGAGUCUCACGCAGCCGCAGAACAAUUCAUUGGCCCAGACGCCGGAGCAUCCUUACGGCGGCUACGAUGCCAACUUCUGCAAUGCUGGUUACACGGGCGGCACAGCGGGAGGCAAUGGGGCAGCAGGCAAUGGCAAUUGUGUGUCCACCAUUGAUAGCGCUAAGCGUGGUCAUCCUCUCAAGAGUUUCAGCGUGCCAGGUCCACCGCCCACAGGCGCUGCCACGCCCGCCAAUAAGCACACUCCUGCCGUCACAAUACGUCCACAGAAUCAAUCGCCAUACAAGAAGCCAUCAUUCUCUGCUGCCACGCCCAAUCGCCUGCAAGGUGGCGGCUCAGUGGCGCAUUCCACCGAUGAGAUACAAAGACUGGCGCCCAGCACAUCCACCGAGGAGUUAAAUCAAGAGAUGGCCAAUCUGGAGGGUCUAAUGAAGGAUCUAAGCGCCAUAACUGCCAACGAAUUCGAGUGUUAACACGGCUAACAAUGGACACAUGGAAAAAAGUAUUAGAUGGCAGCGCAUCCCAUGGGAUAACAACAUUUUACAAUGUUAUUUGUUUUAUUUUAUUCUAAUUUUAAUUUUCGAUUUACCACUUUGAGUUGACGUUUUUAGUUGAUUGCAUUUGUCAUUAAUGUGAAAUUAAUUUAAGCUUAAAUUAAAUUAAUUUUAUCUAAAUGUGCGAAUAGAACUGUAAAUACGAAACACGAACGAAGCCAUAUAAAUAUAAAUACGAGUAGUUACAUAAAAUUAACUAUAAUUAUCACAUAGAAUAGUUAAUUUUAAGCAAUAACCAAUUAAGUGAUUAAUUAAGUCAUUCAUACAACUAUCGGAAAGUCUCUCUCAGCCAGUGGCAUUAAUUGUAUUGUUCUAGAUUUGACUCAGAUUUGAUGAUACCCAACUAUAUUCCCAUAACUUUAACUACUUAUACAUAAACAUGCAUAAAUAAACAUCCAUCAUCUAAGCUAAGUCUCAUCGUAAACCUUAUAUUAACUGAAGCAAAUCAAAAACACAUAAACAUUCGACUUAUCUAGUACUUGUAUAUUCGAGUUGUAAAAUGAAUUGUAACUGAUUCGAUGCAAUUUUAGUACAUCUAUAUAUAAAUAAUGUAAAGUCUAAGUAAAUAAUGACUGUAUUCUCGUUUGGUUUUGAGUUUGAAACGUGCCAUUUUGUUUAAGUUACAAAACUCUUAACUACUUAGGCCUAUUAAAUGUCAACAUUCUAGACUGUAAUCCACUAGUAAAGUCAGUAAAGCUACCAGCAAAGCAUUUAACAUUUAACAAACAAGCAUAAUAUAAAGAAGCAUAGUAAUGCUAGCUAUAAGUAUUACAAAUCUUUUAUAUACUAUUUUGAGCUAUUCAAAAUUCGAUGAUUAAAAGUGUUUUUUUUUUAUAUAAAUAUUUGUAAUUCUAUUUGAUUAUCAUUAUUGCACGGCAGCUGAACAAAUUGAAUUACAUGGAAUUUUUAUCAUCUUGCUAUGCACAAUAAUCUCAAAUCAAUUCAAAUCUAUCUAAAACAUUGCACAUGAAAAUACAUUGAAAUUUGUAAAAUAAUUUUAUUUGAUACCAUUUUUGCAAGCAAAUGUGAAAAUUUGCCAAAUAAAUAUGAAAACACAUUGUAAA